Miniopterus natalensis is the source of this 6615-nucleotide messenger RNA. It is a transcript of the gene TRPM6, whose product is annotated as transient receptor potential cation channel subfamily M member 6. Lineage: Eukaryota; Metazoa; Chordata; Mammalia; Chiroptera; Miniopteridae. The record is from RefSeq and is a predicted model, not a curated record. Gene Ontology annotation, molecular function: monoatomic cation channel activity; ATP binding; protein serine/threonine kinase activity. Gene Ontology annotation, cellular component: plasma membrane; apical plasma membrane. Gene Ontology annotation, biological process: monoatomic cation transmembrane transport; protein phosphorylation; metal ion transport.
UUUGGGAGCGGUGCCUGCAAGUCAAAGAUGACAGCCCCGCACGCUCCGGAACCCUCACAGUCCCAGAAAUCCUGGAUAGAAGGUGUGUUUGACAAGAGAGAAUGUAACAAAAUCAUACCCAGCUCCAAAGACCCUCACAGAUGUACCACAGGAUGCCAGGUCUGCCAGAACUUAAUCAGGUGUUACUGUGGGCGACUGAUUGGAGACCAUCCUGGGAUAGAUUUUACCUGGACCACUUCAGCUGCCAGUGGCGAUGAAAAUGAACAGUGGUCUGUUGAAAAGCACACGACGAGAAGCCCUACAGAUACCUUUGGCACUAUUAAUUUCCAGGAAGGCGCGCACAUCCACCACGCCAAGUACAUUAGAACUUCUUACGAUACAAAGUUGGAUCAUCUGUUACAUUUGAUGCUGAAAGAGUGGAAGAUGGAAUUGCCGAAGCUGGUGAUCUCUGUCCACGGGGGCAUCCAGAACUUCACGAUGCCAUCUAAACUUAAAGAGAUCUUCAGCCAGGGUCUGGUCAAAGCUGCCGAGACAACGGGAGCGUGGAUAAUAACUGAAGGCAUUAAUACCGGAGUGUCCAAACAUGUUGGGGAUGCCUUGAAAGCCCAUUUCUCCCAGUGUUUGAGAAAAAUUUGGACAGUUGGAAUCCCUCCUUGGGGUGUCAUUGAGAACCAGAGAGAUCUUAUUGGAAAAGAUGUGGUGUGCCUGUACCAGACCCUGGGGAACCCCCUCAGCAAGCUCACCACACUCAACAGCAUGCAUUCCCACUUCAUCCUGUCUGAUGACGGGACCGUGGGCAAGUAUGGAAAUGAGAUGAAGCUCAGGAGGAACCUGGAAAAGUAUCUCUCUCUGCAGAAAAUACACAGCUGCUCAAGACAAGGCGUGCCCAUGGUGGGGCUGGUGGUGGAAGGAGGUCCCAAUGUCAUCCUCUCAGUGUGGGAGACCGUGAAGGACAAACACCCCGUGGUGGUGUGUGAAGGCACUGGCAGGGCGGCCGACCUCCUGGCCUUCACCCACAAACACCUAGCAGACGAAGGGACCCUGCGCCCUCAGGUGAAGGAGGAGAUCAGCUGCAUGAUUCAGAACACUUUCAACUUCAGCCUCAAACAGACCAGGCACCUGUUCCAGAUUCUCAUGGAGUGCAUGGCGCACAGGGAUUCUAUUAUCAUAUUUGAGGCUGAUUCUGAGGAGUUGCAAGACCUUGAUCUAGCAAUCCUAACAGCUCUGUUAAAAGGCACAAAUUUAUCAGCAUCUGAACAAUUAAACCUGGCAAUGGCUUGGGACAGGACAGACAUUGCCCAGAAACAUAUCCUAAUACAUGGACAACAUUGGAAGCCUGGCUCACUGGAACAAGCAAUGUUGGAUGCGUUAGUGAUGGAUCGGGUGGAUUUUGUGAAGCUCUUAAUAGAGUAUGGAGUGAAUCUCCAUCGCUUUCUUACCAUCCCUCGACUGGAAGAGCUCUAUAAUACAAAACAAGGACCUACUAAUAUGCUUUUGCAUCAUCUUGUCCGAGAUGUGAAACAGCACACCCUUCUUGCAGGCUACAGAAUAACACUGAUUGACAUUGGGCUGGUGAUAGAGUAUCUCAUUGGUGGAGCGUAUCGCAGCAGCUACACUAGGAAGAAUUUCAGAAUCCUCUACAAUCUCUACAGAAAACACAAGAGAGUGACCAGCUUUGCUCAGAGCCUUUCCCAGCCCCAUGCUCCCCGGAGAUGCGCCUCAGGAACUAGAAAGGAAUCUGCAGAAAGCACACUGCAUUCCCAGUUCAUUAGAACUGCCCAGCCUUACAAACUCAAGGAAAAGACUGUCGUCCUUCAUAAAUCAAGGAAGAAAUCAAAAGAACAAAAUAUACCCGACGACCCUGAGGCCACCGGCUUUAUUUACCCUUAUAAUGACCUGCUGGUGUGGGCCGUGCUCAUGAAAAGGCAGAAGAUGGCCAUGUUCUUCUGGCAGCACGGCGAGGAGGCCACGGUGAAGGCGGUGAUUGCCUGCAUACUCUACCGAGCCAUGGCCCGGGAGGCCCAGCAGAGCAGCAUGGUGGACGGCGCCUCGGAGGAGAUGAGAGAUUACUCCAAACAGUUUGGCCAGCUUGCCCUGGACGUGCUGGAAAAGGCAUUCAAGCAGAAUGAGAGAAUGGCCAUGAAGCUGCUGACCUAUGAACUCAAGAACUGGAGCAAUUCCACCUGUUUGAAACUGGCGGUGUCUGGAGGGUUGCGGCCCUUUGUUUCCCAUACUUGUACCCAGAUGCUACUGACGGACAUGUGGAUGGGGCGCCUGAAAAUGAAAAUCUCUUGGUUAAAGAUCAUCAUAAGCAUUCUUUUACCACCCACCAUUUUGACACUGGAAUUUAAAAGCAAAGCGGAGAUGUCCCACGUUCCCCAGUCCCAGGACUUCCAGUUCACGUGGUACAGUGGUGACCAGAACCUGAGCAGUGCCAAGGAAGGUGCUUGUACGAAAGACCAUGAUAUGGAGAGGGGACCUGAUGAGAAAAUAGAUGAAAAUCAGCACUUUGUUUUAAAGAGUGGUCCUCAAGUCCUUCCAUUGACCAGGAAAGUCUAUGAGUUCUACAGCGCUCCAAUUGUCAAGUUUUGGUUUUAUACGAUGGUGUAUGUGGCGUUCCUCAUGCUGUUCACUUACACUGUGCUGGUGCAGAUGCAGCCUCGGCCCAGCGUGCAGGAGUGGCUUGUCAUCAUUUACGUCCUCACCAGCGCCAUUGAGAAGGUCCGGGAGGUCUGUAGUUCAGAACCUGAAAAGUUUACCCAGAAGGUAAAGGUCUGGAUUAGCGAGUACUGGAACCUCAUGGAAACUGUGGCCACUGGCCUGUUCGUGGUUGGCUUCGGCCUGCGGUGGGGCGACCCCCCUUUGCGCACGGCGGGGAGACUCAUCUACUGCGUGGACAUCAUAUUCUGGUUCUCACGCCUCCUGGACUUCUUCGCCGUGAACCAGCACGCAGGCCCCUACGUGACCAUGAUUGCGAAAAUGACAGCGAACAUGUUCUACAUCGUGAUCAUAAUGGCCAUCGUCCUGCUGAGCUUCGGAGUGGCGCGCAAGGCCAUCCUUUCGCCAAAGGAGCCUCCGUCUUGGAGCCUCGCCCGAGACAUCGUGUUUGAGCCGUACUGGAUGAUGUAUGGAGAAGUCUACGCGUCCGAAAUAGACGUUUGUUCAAGCAAGUCAUCCUGCCCACCUGGUUCUUUUCUUACUCCAUUUCUCCAAGCAGUCUACCUCUUCGUGCAAUAUAUCAUCAUGGUGAACCUGUUAAUUGCUUUCUUCAACAACGUUUACGUAGAUAUGAAAUCCAUUUCAAAUAAACUGUGGAAAUACAAUCGCUAUCGCUACAUCAUGACCUACCACGAGAAGCCGUGGCUGCCCCCACCUUUCAUUCUGCUGAGUCACGUCGGCCUCUUCCUUCGCCGUCUUUGCCACCAUCAAGCUCCAAGUGACCAAGAAGAGGGUGAUGUUGGAUUAAAGCUCUACCUGAGUAAGGAGGAUCUGAAAAAACUCCACGAUUUUGAAGAGCAGUGUGUGGAAAAAUACUUCCAUGAGAAGAUGGAAGGUCUGAACUGCAGUUGUGAGGAACGAAUCCGAGUGACAGCAGAAAGGGUCACGGAGAUGUUCUUCCAACUGAAAGAAAUGAAUGAAAAGGUAUCUUUUAUAAAGGACUCCUUACUGUCUUUGGACAGCCAGGUGGGACACCUGCAGGACCUCUCUGCCCUGACAGUGGACACCCUAAAUGUCCUUUCUGCUGUUGACACCUUACAAGAGGAUGAGGCGCUCCUGGCCAACAGAAAGCUUCCGACUUGCAGAAAACCCCCCCACAGCUGGAGCAAUGUCAUCUGUGCAGAGGUUCUAAGCAGCAUGGAGAUGGCUGGGGAGAAGAAAUACCAGUAUUAUAGCAUGCCUCCUUCUUUGCUGCGGAGCCUGGCCGGAGGCCGGAAUCCCCUAAGAGUGCAGAGGGGACCUCUUGUUGAGAUUUCAGACAGUCAGAGAGAGACUUCAAAUGUGAGAAAUGACCAGGAAGAGCAAGAAACAGAAAAUAGUAUAUUUGCUUCUUGCCUUGACAAGCAGGCACACCCAAAGUAUGGCCAAUUUCUUCUGGUCCCUUCUUAUCUAAAGCAAGUUCCUUUUUCUGCAGAAACUGACUUGCCUCUGUCCAGACCAUCUGCGGAAGUGGCCGCAGGUGUGCUGGCACCUGAACAGGUCACCCAGAAUGAAGUCCCUGUGCAUCUGACGUGGCAGACCCCAGUUGUCUCAGCGCAGGCCUCAGUGGCUGAACACAAGGAGCAAUAUGAGCCAAUCGCUCAGAUACCAGCCAGACAAGAUAGGGGAGAGCAAGUUCUAACCACUUUGAUUUGCACACCUGCAUCCCUGAAAGUGACCUCCCCCCCUUCCCAAGCCGAGAGCAUGCACACUGGGGGUGGAUAUGUGAACUGGGCAUUUUCAGAAGGUGAUGAAACUGGUGUGUUUAGCAUCGGGAAAAAAUGGCAAACCUGCUUGGCCUCCACUAGUAAUCAUAACUCCAGCGAGAGUGGACAAUGCCAGAGGCAGAUCUGGGGCAGAUCCCUCUCUGAUAACUCAACAGGACUGGCCUGGAAUAGUGAUUGCUCAGAGGAGGGACCAAGACUUCAGCCCUACACAUCCUUUUGGAUCAGUCCUCUCCGCAGAGACAGGCCCCUCUUUCGGAGUCAGAGUUUGAGAUUCCACAAGGAGAAGAUGAAGACCUGUAAGAUUAAAAAUCGCUCAAAGUCUUCAGAGAUGGGGCAGUUGGCGUGGAUCAAAGCAAAAGCGCUAACCAAGGACAGGAGAUCGUUGAAGAAAAAGAAGGAAACACAGGGACUCCAGGUGCCAGUCAUUACAGUCAAUGCCUGCUUUCACGGUGACCAAUCGAAUUCCGAGCCAGGAGAAAAUAACAUCCCAGGAGAAGAGUGCAGCAAGAACUGGCUGACAGUGUCCCAAUUUCGUCAGUUAAAUCUAGAACCUAAUAUACAGCAGAAAAAGAAAACUAAAGAAAUCAAAGGACACCCUGUACAAGUCAGUGAUUAUCUAAAGCAGUCUCAAGAGGAUCUGAGUAAAAGCUCUUUGUGGAAUUCCUGGAGCACCAACUUCAGUAGAAACUCCCUGUUGAGAAGUUCAACUGGAGUCAGCAAAAUCUCAGCCUCCUUAAAAAGCCCUCAAGAGCCUCACCAUCAUUAUUCAGCCAUUGAAAGGAAUAAUUUAAUGAGGCUUUCUCAGACUAUACCAUUUACACCCAUCCAACUGUUUGACGGAGAAGAAGUGACUGUCUACAGGCUGGAGGAGAGUUCCCCUUUGAAUCUUGAUAGGAGCAUGUCUUCUUGGUCCAAGCGCGGGAGAACUGCAAUUAUCCAGGUGCUGUCCCGAGAGGAGAUGGACGGCGGCCUCCGCAAGGCCAUGCGAGUCAUCAGCACCUGGUCUGAGGAUGACAUUCUCAAGCCGGGGCAGGUUUUCAUUGUGAAGUCGUUUCUCCCUGAGGUUGUGCAGACGUGGCACAAAAUCUUCCAGGAGAGUACUGUGCUUCACCUUUGCCUCAGGGAAAUUCAACAACAAAGAGCUGCUCAAAAACUAAUCUAUACCUUCAACCAAGUGAAACCACAAACCAUUCCCUAUGCACCAAGGUUCCUAGAAGUUUUCUUAAUCUACUAUCAUUCCGCCAACCAAUGGUUCACCAUUGAGAAGUAUAUGAUGGGGGAGUUCCAGAAGUACAACAACAACAACGGUGAUGAAAUUGCCCCCAGCAACACCUUGGAGGAGCUGAUGCUGGCUUUUUCUCACUGGACCUAUGAGUACACUCGGGGAGAACUGCUGGUUUUAGAUCUGCAAGGUGUUGGAGAAAAUUUGACAGAUCCAUCUGUUAUAAAACCUGAAGACAAACAAUCAAGAGGAAUGGUGUUUGGACCAGCCAAUUUAGGGGAAGAUGCAAUUAGAAACUUCAUUGCAAAACAUUGUUGCAACGCCUGCUGCCGGAAGCUCAAACUCCCGGAUUUAAAAAGGAAUGACUAUUCCCCUGGUAGGAUAAAUCCCACCUUCAGACUUGAAAACAAAGCAGAACCAGGUGAGGGGCCUUCAGCGAGGGAGAGAGGUGGCAAUCCUUCGGAAGACCUCACUCGACUGUAAAAAGGGGAGAAGUAAGAAGAUGACAGCCCUUGGCCUCCCUUCCCUGAAGUAACUCUACGGUAACAGAGGUUGAUUGACGUCACGCUGAUGACGUCAGAGCUCUGUCAGGAUGGCCUUCCACGGGCCUCCUUGGGACAUGCCUCCUGAGCCUCGCGUCUCCUCUUGCCCAAAGACCUCAUUCGUAUGGAAGGAUGGGUUCUCCUAGGUGUUGGCUGUGCCCACGGUGCUUUGUGUGUGCUCAUCACCUCAAGUUCUGCAGGAGGACAGUGGGGGGUCAGCUGGGAAUACUGCGCCUUCAUACCUCACUGCUUCAGCUGGCCCCCCCAGAUGCCUCGGAGCAGAGUGCUGGCACUGAAGAAUCGGGGAGAUGAACUUAAUUUAUUUGUUCACUGUGUGCACACUCUAACCCGACUGCUGUUCAUCACCUCACCCACAUAUUGUGCUUAUGUAUAUAGAUGUACAUAAAAAGUGAUUUGCCUCCCUCCU